Messenger RNA from Panicum virgatum (switchgrass), 2272 nucleotides. Its product is annotated as receptor homology region, transmembrane domain- and RING domain-containing protein 1-like. The coding region runs from base 515 to 2038 and encodes 507 amino acids. The record is from RefSeq and is a predicted model, not a curated record. The transcript is spliced from 5 exons. NCBI's taxonomy places the organism in Eukaryota, Viridiplantae, Streptophyta, Magnoliopsida, Poales, Poaceae.
AAUUCCACUUCUUCCCCCCUCCCCAACGUCAGCUGUCUGGUCAAUUUCAGUCAAAGAUUCGGGCUUUCCUCGUCAAUUUCGUGCUCCAAGACUUAAAAGCUAGCUUCCGUAAUGUCUGUCGUGGGUCAUGACACUGCUUCCUAGUUGCCGGUGCUCGGUGCUUGUCGAGAUUAGAUGCGCUGCGCAUCUGGAGCCUCGGAUUCGAGAUGCCUCCGCUAGCUUUUAAGUCGUGGCCGUAUUUUGUUUAGCUCAAUCUCGCUCCCUAUGUCAGCGUGACACUCCUUUAGUAUAGUACCCAAUCGAAACCAUCCAGGGCCAGCUUCAUCUUCCGGAGUCGAUUUCUGGGCUUCAUGGCGUACCAGGUACCGAGCGGGCAUUAGCCGUUAGCUAGCUGCACCCGGAGACACUGAUUUGGAGCUCUCCAAGUAUUGAGCUACCUCUCUGUUUUAUCGCCUUGUGCUUGUAAUUCAUAAGAAGAGCUGUCUUUUCCCCUAGGGCUUUGGAGAUUGCCAAGAUGAGGAGUAGAUUUAUCAUUCUUUGUGUGAUGGCCUGUCUAAUGGCUCAGCUAGGAGCUGCCAAUGUCGUGCUAAUGGGAAAUAAUCUGACCUUGUCGUUUGAUGACAUCGAGGCAAGCUUUGCUCCAGGGGUGAAAGCAUCAGGAGUUAAUGGCAUAGUUUAUACUGCUGAACCUUUAAAUGCCUGCAGCCCAUUGACAAUCAAAGCAGUUGAGGGACCCCCAUCUCCCUUCGCCUUGAUUAUAAGAGGUGGAUGCACAUUUGAUGAGAAAGUAAAAAAUGCACAGGAUGCUGGAUUCAAAGCUGCAAUCGUAUAUGACAAUGAAAAUAGUGGGGUUCUGGUUUCAAUGGCUGGAAGCUCAAGUGGUAUUCAUAUAUAUGCUGUAUUCAUAUCGAAGGCCUCUGGAGAGGUGUUGAAGAAGUUUUCAGGCCAUGCUGAUGUAGAAGUGUGGAUACUACCUACAUUCGAGAACUCAGCCUGGUCGAUCAUGGCAAUCUCAUUCAUAUCGCUACUUGCCAUGUCUGCCGUAUUGGCUACAUGUUUCUUUGUGAGAAGGCAUCGAAUAAGGAGGGAACACCCUAGAAAUCCGGAAGCUCGAGAAUUCCAUGGAAUGAGCAGUCAGUUAGUUAAGGCAAUGCCAAGUCUUAUUUUCACAAAAGUGCAAGAAGAUAACUGCACAUCAUCAAUGUGUGCCAUUUGCUUGGAAGACUACAAUGUUGGAGAGAAGCUUAGAGUACUGCCUUGCCGUCACAAGUUCCAUGCAUCUUGUGUGGACUUGUGGUUGACUUCGUGGAGAACAUUCUGUCCUGUAUGCAAGCGAGAUGCAAGUAGUGGAGUAUCAGAACUUCCUGCCACAGAGGCUACCCCAUUACUUUCUUCUGCUGUUCGGUUACCUUCCCAGCCAUCUUCAUCCUGGUUGAGUGUGGCAGCAUCCCCUCCGAGACCAAUAAGCCGGCGUCCUUCGUCUCAUUCGGUUUCUCGUGCUUACUCUGUUUCUUGUACCCCCCAGUCUCCCAACCCCUUUAGAUCUUACACACACUCUCCUGGUAUUAGUACAAGCAGAAGCAACGCAGACCUUGCGAAUAUGUCAUCUCCCCACCCUCGAAUCUCACAUUUAUCGUCGACACACUCCCUUGUUGGCAGCCACUUGUCUCCACCAAUCAGUAUAAGGUAUUCAUCACCCCAUGUAUCCCUGUUUGGCCACGGAUCACCCAGCGUACAUUUUGGUUCAUCUUAUAUGUCCAAUUCUGGAUAUGGAUCUUCGAGCUACUACUAUCUUGGAGCCUCCAGCCAGCAUGGAUCAUACCUAAGACGAUGCGGAGAAUCAGGGCCAAGCCUGUCUACUAUGGUUCCUCAAUCACCACAGCAGUCCCAGUUGGGGCAUUGUGAGUCCUCGGAGGCAAAUGUGGUGACAGGCGCAUUGUCAGCUCAGUCUUUGCGGCAAUCCUACCUGAGAAACUGUGGUGAUUCAGAUGCCAGUUUGUCUGACAUGACGUCAGCUCAGUCGUUGCCGGGAUGCUAAGGGACCCAGAUGUGUACAAAAUUAUGGCGCUAUUUGUGCCAUUGAGGCAUGUAAGUAACAUAGGUGAGAGAAACAUGCAUAGAAUAUUUGUUGUUGUUGUUUGUUUUGGAGUAGCCAGUUUUCUUGUGCUUGUGUGCAUAUUACAGGUGACAGGAAGAAUAUUUAUUUGUAUGUAACCUGGUAGGGCGAAACAAUUUGUUUGUUUGAAUGUGUAUGUCACUUGUAUUGACUGGA